Messenger RNA from Galeopterus variegatus (Sunda flying lemur), 383 nucleotides. Its product is annotated as SPARC-like. Gene Ontology annotation, molecular function: protein binding; extracellular matrix binding; collagen binding. The annotation marks the transcript as partial. Lineage: Eukaryota; Metazoa; Chordata; Mammalia; Dermoptera; Cynocephalidae. The transcript has 4 exons. The record is from RefSeq and is a predicted model, not a curated record. Gene Ontology annotation, biological process: anatomical structure development.
UCUCCUUCCUGCAGGGUUCCCAGCACCAUGAGGGCCUGGAUCUUCUUUCUCCUCUGCCUAGCUGGGAGGGCCUUGGCAGCCCCUCAGCAGGAAGCCCUGCCUGAUGAGACAGAGGUGGUGGAGGAAACCGUGGCAGAGGUGACCGAGGAACCUGUGGGAGCCAACCCCGUCCAGGUGGAAGUAGGAGAAUUUGAUGAAGGAGCUGAGGAAGCUGAAGAGGAGGUGGUGGCUGAAAACCCCUGUCAGAACCACCACUGCAAACAUGGCAAGGUGUGCGAGCUGGAUGAGAACAACACCCCCAUGUGUGUGUGCCAGGACCCCACCAGCUGUCCUGCCCCCAUUGGCGAGUUUGAGAAGGUAAAGUCUGUGGGAUGGGUACAGGG